CCGCCGGCCACAGUCUGUGGACUGGAGGUCCUCGACAUGUGGACCCGACUCGUCACGCUCGCCUGCCUGGCUGCAGGCCUGCUGGCGGCGCCGGAGCGUCCGGAGGCCGGUCUCAGCUGCCCGCGGUCCCAGGGGCUGUUCUCACACCCCACCGACUGCCACCUGUUCCUGCACUGCGACCAUGACCACCCCUACGUCAAAGAGUGCCCCGCCAACCUCCACUUCAACGCUAAGCUGAUGGUGUGCGACUGGCCCGAGAACGCCGGCUGCACGGGGGGCGCGCCCACCGAGCCGCCGCCGCCUGACACCGACCCCGAGCCGGGCAUGGAGUGCGACUGCGAGUGCUGUCUGGAGCCAAACGCCGACGACUGCACCACCUACUACAUCUGCAAGGAAGGCAAGGCCUACAAGGCGACCUGCGCUCCUGGUCUGGUGUUCAACCCCGAGAUCCAAAACUGCGACCUGGCCGGAAACUAUAAAUGUGAGGAGCCCACUACCACCACGCGCAAGCCGGCCACCACAACGACAACCACGCAGGCACCGAAUCCAGCCUUCCAGUGUCCGACCGGGGAUGGCCUCUUCCCCAACCCAGCAGACUGCCACACCUUCUACCACUGCUCCAACGGACAUGCCUACCUGAAGGAUUGUCCGUCUGACCUCGAGUUCAACCCUGUCCUUCUAGUCUGCGACUGGCCCCAGAGCGCUGGAUGCUCCGUCAAGCCCACUCCUGCGCCCCAGCCUAAACCUACCUCUCCCGCGGGUUUCGACUGUCCGACCAGUAAUGGCCUCUUCCCCAACCCAGCAGACUGCCACUCCUUCUACCACUGCUCCAACGGACACGCCUAUCUGAAGGAUUGUCCGUCUGACCUCGAGUUCAACCCUGUCCUUCUAGUCUGCGACUGGCCCCAGAGCGCUGGAUGCUCCGUCAAGCCCACUCCUGCGCCCAAGCCUAAACCUACCUCUCCCGCGGGUUUCGACUGUCCGACCAGUAAUGGCCUCUUCCCCAACCCAGCAGACUGCCACUCCUUCUACCACUGCUCCAACGGGCACGCCUACCUGAAGGAUUGUCCGUCUGACCUCGAGUUCAACCCGGUCCUUCUAGUCUGCGACUGGCCCCAGAGCGCUGGAUGCUCCGUCAAGCCCACUCCUGCGCCCAAACCUAAACCGACCUCUCCCUCGGGUUUUGAUUGCCCGACCAGUAAUGGUCUUUUUCCUAACCCUACUGACUGCCACAGUUUUUACCAGUGCUCCAAUGGAGAUGAGUAUUUGAUGGAUUGUCCCGCCAACCUCGAGUUCAAUCCGGUCCUUCUGGUCUGUGACUGGCCCGAGAAUGCCGGCUGUUCCAUCAAGCCCACUCCUGCGCCCAAACCUAAGCCUACCUCACCCUCAGGUUUCGAUUGUCCAUCUGACAACGGCCUAUUCCCCAACCCUGCCGAUUGCCAUUCCUUCUACCAGUGCUCCAACGGACAUGAGUAUCUGAUGGAUUGUCCCGCCAACCUGGAGUUCAAUCCUGUCCUGCUGGUCUGCGACUGGCCUGAGAAUGCCGGCUGCGGUAAAAAGCCAGCGCCCUCGCCUGUGCCGACGACUCCGAAGCCCAAUCCGAAGCCUGAUGGCAUCUGCCCGAAUGAGACGUGCGCCUGCAGGGUUCCGGACCCCAAAGACUGCAACAAGUACUACCAGUGCAAGGACGGCAAGGCCUACCCCGAGUCCUGCCCUGCCGGCCUGGUCUUCAACCCCGAGACGGAGAUGUGCGACUAUCCUGAGGAUGUUCCCGGCUGCCAGAACCCGACAACGCUGAAACCCACCACCAAACCGACCACGAGGCCGACGCCGAAACCCACCACCAGGCCCACGACGCCUAAACCCACCACCAAGCCGACGACUAAACCAACAACUAGGCCCACGACCAAGCCCACAACGAAACCUACCCCGAAGCCAACAACCAGGCCCACACCCAAACCCACAACAAAGCCCACCCCAAAGCCAACCACGAAACCGACGCCCAAGCCGACACCCAAGCCCAAGCCUCCCAAGCCGGACUCAUCGAGCAGUGAAGAGUCGGAUAGCAGCGAGAGUGGAUCCAAAUCCAAGCACAGCGGAUCCAAAUCUAAGCACAGCGGAUCCAAGUCUAAACACAGCGGUUCGAAGUCCAAGCACAGCGGUUCGAAGUCCAAGCACAGCGGCUCGAAAUCGAAGCACCACGACUCGAAGUCAAAACACAGUGGUUCCAAGUCAAAGCACCACAAGCACUCGUCCGAGCUGAUGCAGUCUUCGGCACCGGCGAACUCUCGCCUGUACCGCAACCCGGACCAGGGCCGGAUCGAGGACGACGACGGAUUCCUGGAGGCGCAGUUCUGCCCGCGACCGACGGGCAAGUUCCCGUCCAGCCGGUGCCACUACUACUACCACUGCGUCGACGGCGUGCCCACGCUGAAGCGCUGUCUCCACGGCACGCGCUUCUACGCGCCCGAUCAGCGCUGCAUCCUGGGAUCCUGCUGAGAGGCGCCACCGGCCGGCUCCAACGCCAUCAGGACGAGCGUGUUUGUUGGGGUGUUGAAUGGGGACAUCCCAUAGCAGAAACGAUGUGGACUUCUCAUUGUUAGCGUGUCUACCUUCCUGUGACUUCUGUAUGACCUGAAUACAAAUGUUGUGCAUGAAUAAAGUAUCUUACUCAUACUUUC
This is a messenger RNA of Amphibalanus amphitrite, 2681 nucleotides long. RefSeq names its product flocculation protein FLO11-like. The transcript is spliced from 7 exons. Gene Ontology annotation, molecular function: chitin binding. The record is from RefSeq and is a predicted model, not a curated record. Gene Ontology annotation, cellular component: extracellular region. Bases 37 to 2499 code for a protein of 820 amino acids. NCBI's taxonomy places the organism in Eukaryota, Metazoa, Arthropoda, Thecostraca, Balanomorpha, Balanidae.